Eutrema salsugineum is the source of this 1821-nucleotide messenger RNA. RefSeq names its product protein terminal ear1 homolog. The record is from RefSeq and is a predicted model, not a curated record. Bases 1 to 1821 code for a protein of 606 amino acids. The transcript is spliced from 5 exons. NCBI's taxonomy places the organism in Eukaryota, Viridiplantae, Streptophyta, Magnoliopsida, Brassicales, Brassicaceae. Gene Ontology annotation, molecular function: RNA binding.
AUGGAAGAUUCUAGAGCUAUUCCGUUCGCCGGAAAUUUAGACCCUCGAGCUCAAGAGUUUGUACCUUUAAACCCUAUCUCCCCUCGUUAUUACUUUCCUUACACACCUCCUCCGCCGCCGCUUCCGCCGCCUCCUCCGUCGUCGUACGGAGUAUCUCCGACGGAGCCAAGAGUUUUCACGUUCUUUAAUCUCCCACCACAUCCGAUGAUGUUUUCUCCUCGUCCUCCACCACCACCACCACCACCACCACGUCCGUGUUUUAACGGCGUUUCUGCCGUACAACGGCUUCCUCCGCCGUCAAAUUCUCCGACGCGGUCUCUUUCUCUGAUCUAUGUUCCGCGUGACGUCACCGAGUCGACGGUGAGACGCGACUUGGAGGUGUUCGGCGACGUGCGUGGCGUGCAAAUGGAGAGAAUCUCACAAGGAACCGUGACCGUACAUUUCUACGAUCUCCGUGACGCCAAAAGAGCGGUUCGAGAGAUUUGCGGUAGAUACAUGCAGCAUCAAGACAGACUCGGAGUUAACGGUAACGGCGUGAGCGUUAGCGUUUGGAGCUCACCGUCUUCUUCAUCGGCGCGUGGGUUUGUUUCCGGCAGACCUGUGUGGGCCCAGUUUGUUGUUCCGGCUACUAGCGCCGUUCCCGGUGGUUGUAACCAAGGAACGUUGGUGAUAUUUAACUUAGACCCUGAAGUCACUUCCGUUGCUCUCAGACAGAUUUUCCAUGUUUACGGUCCGAUCAAAGAGUUGAGAGAGACGCCGUACAAGAAACAUCAAAGAUUCGUUGAAUUUUACGACGUAAGAGAUGCGUCGAAAGCGUUUGAUCGAAUGAAUGGUGAAGAGAUUUAUGGGAAGCAAGUUGUGAUCGAAUUUAGCCGACCAGGUGGACUUAUAAACAAGUUCAGGUCAUUUAGGCAACCGCAGCUACCGCUUCAACCGCCACCAAUUCUGGCUCCUCCUUUGAGACCGUUUGCAACUACUCUCAUGAAGGAUAAAGACAAGAAUGUGAGCCCUAAUCAUGAAGUUGUUGUUGAAUCUUCUAUGCGUUCGUUGUGUAUCUUCAAUGAUGAUGAUAAUAAGACCCGAAUGGAAUCGGAAACAAAGAACAAGAACGUGGCUAAGUGUGGGAAGAAGAGACAGAUGAAGAACAAGGAACCAAGUCAAUUUCUUAUCAGUGAAGAAACCUUGGAUGAUCCAAGUUGCAGAGAUCCACGUACCACUUUGAUGAUCAAGAACAUACCAAACAAGUACAGUCAAAAGCUGCUGUUGAAUAUGCUAGACAAUCACUGCAUUCACAUCAACGAAGCGAUCACCGAGGAAAGCGAUCAUCAUCAGCCCUUUUCUUCUUACGAUUUUGUGUAUCUUCCCAUGGAUUUUAACAACAAGUGUAAUGUUGGCUAUGGGUUUGUGAACAUGACGUCUCCGGAGGCAGCUUGGAGGCUUUACAAGACGUUUCAUGAUCAACGUUGGGAGGUUUUUAAUUCGCGUAAGAUUUGUCAAGUCACUUAUGCGAGGGUUCAGGGUUUGGAGAAUCUAAAGGAACACUUCAAGAGCUCGAAGUUUCCUUGCGAGGCAGAGGUUUACCUUCCGGUGGUUUUCUCGCCUCCACGAGACGGUAAGCAGUUAACCGAACCUGUCUCUAUCAAAAUCAACGGCUGCACCGGACUCAUUAGUCAUCAUCUUGAGCCAGUGGACGGUCAAGAUCACUAUGUGAGUGGAUCAUGUAGCGGCAGUGAUCAUGAUAACAGUCAGGAAGACGGAUUUUCCGGCAGUAGCAUAGAUGGUGGCCGGAGUAUCACCGUGAAAGGAGAUACAUCUUUGUAG